Leucoraja erinaceus (little skate) is the source of this 15960-nucleotide messenger RNA. RefSeq names its product ubiquitin specific peptidase 24 (gene usp24). The record is from RefSeq and is a predicted model, not a curated record. Gene Ontology annotation, molecular function: cysteine-type deubiquitinase activity; cysteine-type endopeptidase activity; protein binding. Gene Ontology annotation, biological process: protein deubiquitination. The transcript has 66 exons. Bases 2019 to 9272 code for a protein of 2417 amino acids. Gene Ontology annotation, cellular component: cytosol; nucleus. Lineage: Eukaryota; Metazoa; Chordata; Chondrichthyes; Rajiformes; Rajidae.
UAUUUGGAUGUUCAGAUAAAAGGUUGUGCACCUGUACUGAGUUUCACUGUAUGACCUGCUGAGCCUUUACAGCUUUGUCUAUUUGCAUUUAAAAAUGAAGAAUAUGGUCUGUAUUUUUCUUGCUCCAUCUACCCUGUUUCUUUUCACUUGGGGUUAUAUAAGUGUUUCUCCAUGCCAUUUGGAGUAUGAAGAAGGGUCCCGACCCGAAGCGUCACUCAUUCAUGUCUUUCAGAGAUGCUGCAUGAUCUGUUGAGUUACUCCAGCACGGUGCAUGGAAUUAGUAUAAUGUGUAAUUCUGAUGGUCCCAUUGCAGGAAUUAUGUGAAACUUUGGAGAAGGUGGUAUCUAGAUUAGGGGAUAUUAACUCCAGUGAAAGGAUGUAUAAACUUGGAUUGUUUUCCCUGGAGUGUUGAUGACUGAUGGGAGACCUGAUAAAAAUGUAUCAAAUGGUGAGAGGCAUAGACAGACUGAGACAAUCUCAAUCUUUUAUUCCGGUGUGGAAAAGUUAAAUCUUUCCUUUGAGAUGAGAGGGGAAAGUUUAUAGAAGAUGUGCAAGAUAAGUAUUCUUUUACAUGGAGUGGUAGGAGCCUGGAAUGUGCUGGAAGAAAAUGUUGUUGAAUUGUGGAUAAGGCAAACGAUGAUAUACAAACCUUGAAAAAAAUGACAUAUCUUGUUUAUUCAAACCGACACAUUUUUGGAUUAUAGGGGAUUUGAGAAUUAAGGUUUGCAUAGGAAAUUAGUUGAAACCAACAGUGAGUUAAGUGCAAUUCUAUUGAAUGACAGAGCAUGAUUGAGGAGCUGUAUGGGUUGCUCCUCUUAUGAGUUUGUGCAGAUGGAACUUCCUGCAGGGAUUUUGCAUAUCACUAUCAACACUAACAUGACUUGACCUUUAAUAUAUAAACUGUUUAUCCAGUUCUUGUUUGCUCAUCAACUUUGAAUACUGACUAAUACACCAGAUGGAGUAUUCUUGGCUUAAUUUGAAUCUCUACAAUGAAUAUUGGAUAUGACAGAGAAAUAUUGAAGUGACACAGUUUUUGAAAAUUGAAGCAGACUUCAGGAGCAAUACAAAUGUAUGCUUUUGUUGAAUCUGUUACAACAACACUAUAUUUAACAGAGAACGUGCCUGUAGUAUAGGCCUAAAACAUGAUGCACACAUUAGCAAUAUUAAAAUUUGAUUCUGAGCACUGCAACUUCACUAUCGGCAGUUAUGGGUCACAGGUUCUUCAUACUGAUGAAAUUGUGAAUCGGAUCUAUUAUAAAUCUUUUAUAUAAAAUUCUUGAACUUUAAUAUAUAAUGCAUUUGAAAUGCUUAAUGGCAAACCCAUGAUUAAUGCAGGAUCUUUACUUUCCUCAUCUUCACUUCUACACUACCUCUGACAGUUUGUGCGAGUGUAAACCUACUCAUUAUAUUUGAUAUAGCUGCUUGACUCACUUAGUUUAAAAUGCUCCUUGUAAACGGGUGGAGGCACAGCCCAACAAUUGAAUUAUAUUUUAGAUGAUGCCUAGUAAAAUGGUGAAGAAAUAGUUUAAGUGCUAAUAUUGAAGAGUGACCAAGUGUAAUAGCAAACAUCUCCAAUAGACAUUUCACUAUUGUAAAGCACUUCUUAAUAUAACUGCAUUUUUGUUGAUGUGAUUUGCUCAGAAGCAAGUUAAUAACUGAUUUGUUUUUAAAUAAUAAUGCACUAUACUUUGGGCCUGAAGAGAAUUGCCAUCAUAUACUUUUUCAGGGAAGAGAUUGGAAAGAAAAUAAAUGAGAAAGGAUACUCAAAUGUAAUGAAUAAUUAAUAAUUCAUUUUUUUGUUGCAGAGGAGCAAUGAUGAGAAUGGAAACUGUUCAGGGACCAUUGAAUUUCCAACCACGAAUCUGUAUGAAUUGGAAAGUCGAGUGUUCACUGAUCACUGGUCUAUCCCGUACAAACGUGAAGAAUCACUGGGCAAGUGCCUGAUAGCAUCCACGUACCUUGCACGCCUUGGUCUUGCUGAUGCUGAUGAAAAUUGUAAAAGAUUUACAGACCGAUGUAUGGCAGAAGCUUUUAAAAAGUUAUUAACUUCAAGUGCUGUCCAUAAAUGGGGUACUGAAAUCCACGAGGGAAUCUAUAACAUGGUGAUGCUUUUGGUGGAUCUAGUUGCGGCACGUGUCAAGCAAGACCCAAUUCCGAUUAGCCUUAUGGGGGUACUCACCAUGGCUUUCAAUCCAGGUAACGAGUACCAUUUCAAGAAUCGUAUGAAAAUGUGCCAGAGGAAUUGGGCAGAUGUUUUUGGAGAUGGCAAAAUGUAUGCCAUCUCGCCACCAGCCAAUUUACAGAAGGAACCUCAUGGCUGGCUCAUAGAUCUGGUUAAUCGGUUCGGUGAGAUGGGUGGGUUUUCAGCAAUCCAGCUUAAGCUUGGUGCAGAUGAUAUAGAAACAGCGGCUGUAUCUGCACUGGUGCAGCCAUUGAGUGUCUGUGCUGAAUAUCUAAAUCCCAUGGUGGUGCAGCCCAUGCUGGACCCUGUCAUUGACAAAAUGAUUAGAUACGUACAAAGUUUAGAAGAAAAAGAUCUGAAAGACAAGAAAUUGGUGACGAUUCCAGAGCUUCUCUCUGCCAUCAAACUGCUGUGCAUGCGCUUUCAGCCUGCAUUGGUGACUGUGGUAGAUGACCUCCGACUAGAUAUCCUCCUACGUAUGUUGAAAACUCCUCAUUUUAGCGCAAAAAUGAAUUCGUUGAAGGAGGUUACUAAAUUGAUUGAGGACAGUACUUUGUCAAAGUCUGUGAAGAAUGCAAUUGAUACAGAUCGAUUGUUAGACUGGCUAGUGGAAAAUUCCGUACUGUCAAUAGCACUUGAAGGAAAUAUUGAUCAAGCACAAUACUGUGAUAGAAUAAAGGGAAUAAUUGAACUGCUGGGCAGUAAACUCUCUCUGGAUGAACUUACCAAGAUUUGGCGCAUUCAGUCAGGACAAUCUUCAACUGUCAUUGAAAAUAUCCAUACCAUUAUUGCUGCUGCUGCUGCCAAGUUCAACUAUGAUCAACUGAACCAUCUCUUCAUCUUAAUACAGAAGAGUUGGGAAAUUGAAAGUGACCGUAUUCGACAAAAACUUCUCAGCCUUAUCGGAAAAAUUGGUCGUGAAGCACGUUCUGAGAAUACCACGGGGAAGGUGCUGGAAGUGUUAUGGGAUCUAGCUCAUUUACCAGCGCUCCCCACUAACUUGGUCCAGCCGGCUUUGGAAGAACACCUGACUAUACUCAGUGAAGCUUAUGCAGUAAAGGAGCAGAUUAAGCGAAGCUACAUUAUUAAAUGUAUAGAAGACAUUAAAAAGUCCUCCCAGCAGAACAACCAGCAACCAGUAUGGGUGGUUCCAGCAUUGCGUCAACUUCACGAGAUUACCAGGUCUUUCAUCAAACAGAGCUGUCAGAAACAAGAUAAGAGUAUUGUGCAGGAUUUGAAGAAGAACUUUGAAAUAGUGAAACUGGUUACAGGGAGCCUCGUGGCUUGUCAUCGAAUGGCACUUGCUGUAGCAGGUCCAGGAGGGCUGGCAGGAUCAACGAUUGUAGAUGGUAGAUACACCCAUCAAGAUUACCUGGAAGCACACCUGAGGUUCCUUGCAUUUUUUCUUCAAGAAGCCAGCCUCUAUAUUGGCUGGAAUCGUGCCAAGGAGAUUUGGGAGUGCCUGGUUUCUGGAGCAGAUAUUUGUGAACUUGAUCGAGAGUUGUGCUUCGAAUGGUUUACCAAAGGGCAUGGGGACUUGGAGAGCGAUGUUCAGCAACAGCUUUUUAAAGAGAAAAUUCUCAAGCUAGAACCCUAUGAAAUCACAAUGAACGGUUUUAAUCUCUUCAAAACCUUUUUUGAGAUUGUGAAUCUUUCUGACCAUCGACUGAAAAAACAAGGAGCUCAACUGCAUGUUGAAAAGUUGGAGCUAUCAGGAAUGGAUUUUAUCUGGAGAAUUGCCAUGGAGUCACCAGAUGAAGAAAUUGCUCAUGAGGCAAUCCAUCUGAUCAUUAAUUACAGUUACAUUAGCCUGAAUCCACGUUUAAAAAAGGACUCUGUUUCCCUUCAUAAGAAAUUCAUCGCAGAUUGUUACAAACGUUUAGAGGUUGCUAGUUCAGCUUUAGGAGGCCCUACCUUGACGCAUGCUGUUACACGAGCUACUAAAAUGCUCACAGCGACGGCCAUGCCCACUGUUGCUACAUCGGUACAGUCACCAUCCAGGUCCAGUAAACUUGUCAUAAUUGAACGUCUGCUGCUGCUUGCUGAAAGAUAUGUGAUUACAAUAGAGGAUCUAUAUUCCGUUCCCCGGACGAUCCUACCUCAUGGAGCUUCUUUCCAUGGACAUCCCGUCACUAUCUCGGUCAUUUGUGAGUCCUCAAAAGAUUCAUUUACUGUCGAGGCUCACAGCAACGAAACUGUUGGGAGUGUCAGGUGGAAGAUGGCAACACAUAUCAAUUGUCCGUUGGAUAACUUACAAAUAUUUGCCAAUGAUAGCUUGCUCACCAUGAACAAAGAUCAAAAGUUGCUCCACCAGCUGGGUUUUGUCGAUGAACAAAUAUUGACUGUAAAGAUGCCCGUAAUGGGUACACCUUCGGGAAGUUCAGUUGAUUCUUCUACCAGUAGUAGUGUAUUCAAUUCAGCUUACGCAAUGGAACAGGAGAAAUCACUGCCUGGUGUUGUGAUGGCACUAGUGUGUAAUGUGUUUGAUAUGCUUUAUCAACUUGCCAACCUUGAAGAACCAAGAAUUACAGUUCGCGUUCGAAAGUUGCUGCUUUUGGUUCCAACGGAUCCAGCCAUUCAGGAAGCGCUGGAUACACUUGAUGCUUUAGGCAGAAAACAGAAAACACUGUUGACUGAUUCAAGUCACCAAACGUCCAAGUCGCCUUCACUUUCUUCAAAGCAACAGCAUCAGCCGAGUGCAAAUACGAUUCUGGAGAGCCUGUUCAGAUCGUCAGCACCGGGAAUGUCUACCUUCAGAGUGCUUUACAAUCUAGAGGUUCUCAGUUCCAAGCUCAUGCCAACGUCAGAUGAUGAGAUGGCAAGAAACUGUGCAAAAUCUUUCUGCGAAAAUUUUCUCAAAGCAGGAGGCUUAAGCUUGGUAGUGAAUGUUAUGCAGCGGGAUUCUAUUCCAUCUGAGGUGGAUUAUGAGACAAGGCAGGGAGUUUAUUCAAUCUGUCUGCAGCUCGCAAGGUUUUUGCUCGUUGGCCAAACCAUGCCUUCUACACUGGAUGAUGAUUUCUUGAAAGAUGGAAUGGAAGCACUGUCCUCGCGCCCAUUUCGCAAUAUUGGUCGACAGACUAGUCGUCAAUUAUCAAUGUGUGGUGGUCAAGAAAAAUCAUCGAUGAGACAAAUGAGUGUGACAUCAGAUCGAUCAUCAAUAAGAAUUGAGGAGAUAAUACCUGCAGCAAGAGUGGCAAUACAGACGAUGGAUGUGAAUGAUUUCACCUCAACAGUAGCCUGCUUUAUGAGGCUGACAUGGGCAGCAGCAGCUGGACGUCUUGACCUGGUGGGCAGCUGCCAGCCAAUUCGAGAGAGUACCAAUUGUUUAUUCUCCGUUGGUAUUCGAAAUAGACUCAGCAGUUCAGGCAGCACCUGCAGCUCUGGAAGUGAAGGUGAAUCAACCACGCUGCAUGCAGGCAUAUGUGUGAAGCAGCACUCUGUCUCCACCAAAGAUACUCUUAUUGCUCGAGAGGCCUUAUCGCUUCUGGUUACAUGUUUACAGCUGCGGUGCCAGCAACUAGGUUCAUUUUAUAUUCUUCCUUGUGUGAAUGAUUUUAUCAUAGAUAUUCUGCUUGGUUCCCCUAGUGCUGAGAUUAGAAGGGUCGCCUGGGAUCAGUUAUAUACACUGAGUCAAACGGAUACAUCGGCAAGCCUUGAAAUACAGAAACCUAAUCAGUUCCUCCUGCAUGUCGUCCUCACAACUCAGCUUCCACUCUGGUCCCCAACCAGCAUCAUGCGCGGAGUCAACCAAAGACUAUUAUCCCAAUGUACUGAAUAUUUUGGCCUGCGUUGCCAGUUAUUAGACGACUUAACAUCUUCUGAAAUGGAACAGCUUAAUAUUAGCCCUGCUGCCAUGUUGGAAGAUGAGGUUAACUGGCUUGAUAACUUUGAGCCUACGUGGACUGCAGAAUCGGAGACAAGCGAGUCGGAUAACGUUUUGCUUGCUGGACAUCUGCGUCUUAUCAAAACUCUACUGUCACUGAGUGGGCCAGAAAAGGAAUUGCUUGGACCAUCAUUAAUCAAGCAACUGAUGGAAGAUUUCCUGUUCCGUGCCUCAAAAAUUAUCUUGAGCAGCAGCAGUCCAGCUGGGAGCUGCUCUAUUAGUCAACAGGAUUUCCAUCCAAAGUGCAGUACAGUUAACAGUCGUCUAGCUGCUUAUGAAGUUCUGGUCAUGUUGGCAGACAGCUCUUUGAGUAACCUCCAGCUGAUCUCCAAUGAGCUGCUUUCCAUGCACCACCAAUUUGACCCUGCACUUACAAAGGAAUUUGAGUACUUGCCACCUGUUGACAGUCGUGCCAUAUCCGGGUUUGUUGGAUUGAAGAAUGGAGGGGCUACAUGUUACAUGAAUGCAGUGUUUCAACAACUUUACAUGCAGCCUGGGUUGCCAGAGGCAAUGUUGUCAGUAGAUGAUGAUGAUGAUGAGAAUCCAGAGGAAAAUGUGUUUUAUCAAGUUCAAUCCCUCUUUGGGCACCUGAUGGAAAGUAAACUGCAAUAUUAUGUCCCGGAGACCUUCUGGAAGAUUUUUAAAAUGUGGAACAAGGAGCUGUACGUCCGUGAGCAACAAGAUGCAUAUGAGUUUUUUACCAGUCUGAUAGAUCAGCUGGAUGAGCAUCUUAAGAAACUUGGACGUGAACAGUUUUUUAAGAACACUUUCCAGGGUAUUUUUUCUGACCAGAAGAUCUGCAAAGAUUGUCCUCACAGAUAUGAACGUGAGGAAGCAUUCAUGGCCCUGAACCUGGGAGUAACAUCAUGCCAAAGCUUGGAAAUAUCACUGGAUCAGUUUGUAAGAGGCGAGGUUCUUGAAGGAGGCAAUGCAUACUACUGUGAGAAGUGUAAAGAGAAGAGGACGACAGUGAAGCGGAUGUGCAUCAAAUCUCUACCAAGUGUGUUAGUCAUCCAUUUAAUGAGAUUUGGGUUUGACUGGGAGAGUGGGCGAUCUAUCAAGUAUGAUGAACAAAUACGGUUUCCUUGGCUUCUAAACAUGGAGCCCUACACGGUGUCUGGAAUGGCACGGCAAGAACACUCUUCUGAACAUGGGGAAAAUGGCAAAGCAGGUGAUCACGUGGGUGGUGGCUCUCCAAGAAAGAAAGGUGCCCCAACUGAAAACUAUGAGCUGGUUGGAGUGAUUGUUCAUAGUGGUCAGGCACAUGCUGGACACUAUUACUCGUUCAUCAAGGACAGAAGGGCUGGUGGCAAAGGGAAAUGGUACAAGUUCAAUGACACGGUGGUAGAUGAGUUCGAUCUAAACGAUGAGACAUUGGAGUUUGAAUGUUUUGGUGGAGAGUACAGACCUAAAGUGUAUGAUCAAUCAAACCCUUACCCUGAAGUCCGUCGCAGGUACUGGAAUGCCUACAUGUUAUUUUACCAGCGAAUGUUAGACCAAAACUCUCCAGUUUUACCAAAGAAAAGUCGAGUUAGUGUUGUUCGGCAGGAGGCAGAGGAUCUGUCCUUAUCUGCACCCUCUUCACCUGAAGUUUCGCCCCAGUCAUCCCCUCGUCCUCAUAGACCAAACAAUGACCGCCUUUCAUUGUUGACCAAACUGGUAAGGAAGGGAGAAAAGAAAGGACUCUUUGUUGAAAAAUUGCCAGCCAGGAUUUACCAGAUGGUACGAGAUGAAAAUCUGAAAUUCAUGAAAAACAGAGAUGUUUUCAACAGUGACUACUUCAAUUUCAUGCUUUCCUUGAUUUCACUCAAUGCAACUAAACUGAAGCAUCCAGUGUACCAAUCCAUGGCAAAGAUUGGCAUGAAGCUUGCCAUCCAGUUUCUCUUUCAAACCUAUUUGCGAACCAAGAAAAAACUCAGGGUGGACACAGGAGAAUGGAUAACUCUCAUCGAGAGGUUGCUUACAAACAGUUGUGAUGCCUGUCAGUGGCUAAUUGAAUUCUUGGUUGGGUCAGAGGGCCGAGAAUUGAUAAAGAUUUUCCUUCUGGAGUGCACUGUUCGUGAGGUCCGUGUAACUGUUGCUACCAUUCUAGAGAAAGCCCUCGAGAGUGCUCUGCUUUAUCAGGAAAAGCUGAAAGGAUUGGACCAGUUGCUGGAAGUACUGCUUGGCUUACUUGAUAAGGAUGUAGCUGAAAAUUGCAAAAACUGCUCCCAGUACUUCAACCUCUUCAACAACUUUGUACAAAAGGGUUUCAAGGCCUGCCAGCUGUUAUUCAAACACUCUGCAUUCAAGCGUAUGCUUUGUUUUCUCCUGGGUCCAUCAAGGCAGAACAAUCAAAAUCGGCGUUGGAGUUCUGCACAGGCCCGUGAAUUCUGGUAUCUUCAUAUCACUUUGGCAUCACUAGUCCUACAUACCGACAUUUCAUCUCUACUCACUAUUGAUCCUGGGCAGUAUAAAUGGCAUUCACCAACUCCACAAGUACCUUUGCAUCAAGAUGUAGAAACUCUCUUCAGACCUGAAGGACAAGCUUACCUGCUUGAGGUUAUGUAUGCUAUGCGAGAGCUGACUGGAUCUUUGUCUGUGCUUUCGGAGAUGGUGACUUACUGCUGCUUCUGCAAUGAACAUUUCUCAUUGGUGCAGGUGUUACAGACCAUUAAGAUCCAAUUGGAGACAGCUCCACCACAUGAACUGAAGAAUAUCUUCCAGUUACUGCAUGAAAUCCUGGUCAUUGAAGAUCCAUUGCAAUCUCGCCGUCUGAAGUUUGCUUUUGAGUCGGAGAAAGGACUUUUAGCCCUGAUGCACCAGAGUAACAAUGUUGACAGUAGCCGCUGUUAUCAGUGUAUCAAAUUCUUGGUACUAUUAGCUCAAAAAUGUUCAGCCGCAAAGGACUAUUUUCGGGAGCAUCCCCAUCACUGGAGCUGGGCUGUGCAGUGGUUACAGAAAAAGAUGUCUGAACAUUAUUGGGCCCCACAGAGCAACAUAUCAAAUGAAACUUCAACAGCAAAGACAUUUCAGCGCACAAUUUCAGCACAGGAUACAUUAGCCUAUGCUACAGCCCUUUUGAAUGAAAAGGAACAAUCUGGGAGCAGUAAUGGUUCAGAAGGCAGUCCAGCUGCAGAGAAUGGAGAUAGAACUCUUCGACAGGGCUCAGAAUCGCCAAUGAUGCUUGGUGAAUCUAAAAGUGAUCUUGAUGAUAUGGAUCCAUAAAGAAGAUUGGAAAUUCCUUUGGACAAUGCUUGGUGUCAUUUAACUUUAGUGCUGAAUGACUAGGCACCAAACCAGAUGGCUUUGGGCACCAAUCGAUCAGGGGAAGGUACACAGACUCCCAGGUUGCAAACAGCAGGCACAUUUGUGAAGCAAACUUUGCCGAGAGUUGAACCUCAAGACUUCAUGCAAGUCUCUCGUGUUCUUUGAAGAUUUUGUAUGGAGAAGGAUAAUCUGAUUGUGCUUGUGAAUAUACAGCAAAAGGAAAUUUUUAUCCAAUGCUUUCAGUUGUAACUGCAGAGGAUUUGAUUAAGAUUUUCAUACAAUCUUAGUGAGAGCCUGUAAUUUGUGUAUAAUAGUUCCCAGAGUUGAAGUAACAAAAUCCUUUGUGGUACUAUGUUAUAUAGAUUUAAUUUUAUUUGUAUAAUAAUAGAACAUCUGGUAAAUCUGUUCACUUUAGGUUACAAUAAUUGUUUGUUGGAAUAUUUAAUAGGUUCCAGGUGCAUUUGCAAAGAGGAAUUAUGGUCAAUAAUAUACUCGAUGUGUGAGUGCAACUAUUGUGUGACCUUAUUUAAUUGCAGCCUGGAACUUUAUUAAAUAUUAGAUUAAUCCUUUAAUAAAGGCAACACUCAUUUUAUUUUUUAAAUUCAUACGACCAGCUGCCAUUUUCCAACACAAUUGAUGAUAACAAUGUAUAUUUUGUUUUGAGGAGCUCAAAGUCUAAUCUUUAUGGUCAUUUAUACAAUAGGUGAUAGAAUUUUAGUUGGUGAGUUAUUAACUGAUGUUUCAUUGCAAUGACUAUCGUUUUGUCAAAUUAUUUUGAUCACACCAUAAAUUUGCAUUGCUUCUGUUUUUAAAAUAGCCAUAAUUAGUUUUAAAAACACAUUUUGACACCUUUAUUAUAGAAAUAGAAUAUGUAAUGGGCAAGUGUGUAAUAUUUACUUGACAAGUUCACCUAAUUUAGUAAUUUCAUGCAUGUUGUUUCGCAGUUCCUGACUUAACAAUGCUGUAAUUUUGGGAGAAGAGUGCACCUACACACAGCUCGUGGGAUGUAUCAGAGUCAUUUAUCAGUGAGUUUAGACAAUAUAUCUGACAUCAAGCAGUUUAUAGCCAUGACAGGUUUCUGACAGAUUUAAAGCAAAGGAUAGCUUGUAUUUUUUUUUUUUAUGUAAUUUCUGACGAGCUUAAAAUAAUUUAUAUUUUCCUCUUUUGAUCUGCAGCUUAUUAGGUGGAUGGCUUAUGCCCAGACCACUCCAUGUAAUGCUGCAGAUCUGUGCAGACUGAACUUCCUGAAACUUUGCUCCACUUCUUUGGUCAACCCUUAUUUGCAUCUUCCUGUGGCACAGAUAAGACUAUCUUGCACAGAUAAGACUAUCUUGCACAGUAAUAAAAAUGAAUGGCAUAUUGCAGCCAGGUUCAAUCUCUUGCACUGUAUCUGAGUAUUUAUGAGAAUAUAUUUGUCCUUUAACUUGUUUCGCUCAAGUAUGGUGGAUGCUGGUUUCCCAUUUGUCCUAUAAGACGCAUUCUUACAAAAUUCAUUUGAGGUUUAUAGAUUUAAAGUGUUAUUGGUUAAUCGCUAUCAGCUUAUACAACUACCAGUGAUCUAAUUGGUAUUGUACACUUGUCCAUUACAUAGUUAAGUUUGUGGUGAGACAGUCAAAUUAUCUUUGAUGGUUACUUGGGUUUUGGAGAGAAGCGAGAAAGAAAAACAAAUUAUGUAAUAUCAGUGGAACAUUUCUAGUAUAAUCGCUGGAAUGUCUUUGAUAUUAGCACUGCAGCAGAAGUUUGACAUGAAUUGAUAAAUUAACAUAGGAAGCUUAAAUCAUUUUUAGUGUAAUGGACCUCACACAGCCUCUCCCAUUGUAGUCUGGGAGAAGUUAUCCAUUUCCUUGGCUUCUGCUUGCUGAGUUGAAGUAUCAACUUUAUAUUUACUAUGCAUUAAUCCAUAAAGGUUUGACAAAUAGAUUCUCAGAAGUUUCCAACCAGGGAAGAAAGUUGUUUCUUAAGAUAGUAACCCCAGUGGAAAUAAAACCGAUUUAUUUAUAAAAGGACAUUUUAGAUGCUAUGAUAGUUCAUAAACUUGUAUAGGAAGGGUCAUCAAAAUGUAUUGUGAUGUUAAUUCUGAAAAGAAUAAUGACUUUCUAGUCCCAGUUAGUCUGAAACUAGACUGACAGGUAGCCACCCAAUUCAUACUCAAUGGCCACUCUAAAUAAUAAAGCAAUUCUGGGUUUGUAGCUAGAUAUUUUACAAGGGAUCAAUGAGGAAUGAAAACAUUGAUACAACUAACUUUCAAAAAUCAAAGGUCUGUUUGAAGGUUUCAAAUCUUGUUGCACUUACAAAUUUGGCAGAUUAUAUAGUAAAAUAUAUUUGGUUUUUUUAAUUUUUAAAAUCCAGUUAAAUUAUCACACAUUCAUAUAUUUCUUGUCAACUUUAAAAUGUACACAUUUCAAUAGUUGUAAAGCUCCUUCCUUUUAUUGUUGUGCCAGAGCAUCUGUAUAUUGUACUGUUUCUGACCAUCCCCAUCCCUACACUUUGAUUUAGACUAACAGUGAGCACAAAAUGACACUAGAAUUAUCUGACUUUGUUUUGAGGGCAGUAAUCAAUAGCCAGUAUAGAGUAAUUGAGGAGAUUCCUGUACAAGUAGAUUUAUGAUAAAUUACAUUUGUGGCAAUGAGUUUGGCUGCUUGAUUGAAUUCUGAACUAAGCUGGACUGGGGUUGCCACUUGAGCAGCAUUUUAAUCAGAAUGACUUCAGAAUAUACAGUGCAUUAAUCCCUUCAAUAACCCAUGGAAAAUGUAAAAUGAGUCAUGUAAUAAAGCACUAUUUCCUGGUUGGGUUUUAGAGAUAGUUGUACAAUGUUUCAGUGUUUUUUUACGUUAUGGUUUGCUUUGUUAAAAUAUAUGUUACACAGCUUUUAAUCAAAAUGUUUGCUUCUGUCUAAACAACAUAUUGUUGGCUAACUUGCAUUCAAAUUAGUUUUUAGAUUAUAAGCAGCCUAAGGUAAUUUGAACUCCCAACCAAUGUGAACCUUUAUAUUAAUUGCCAACAAUGGUCGAGAUAGUGGAAUGAAAUGAAGUACAAACACAGCUUCCUGGAGAUAUUUUAUUCUCCUUGACAUUUAGAUAUGUGUUGAAGGUUAAGAACAUUAUUUUUAUUUUGUUUUUCUCCUUGGUGUAGUUGAAACCUGUUGAAAAUCUGAAAAUGUAUUUGUGGAUUGAUGGCCGCAUUGCUCUUGCUACUGAAAUGCAGGCUGAAUCUGGCAAAAGGCUAACAUAGAUUAUUACAGUAAGAUAUUAAUGUAAAUUACUUCCUGGGAAUCACUGGAAACCAAUGAAAUUGUGUGGCCUGAAUUGCGCAAUGAGUGAAUGUGUAGUGAGUGGGUAGUAAAUAAGUCGCACUUGGUGUCAGCAUCCUGCCACCGCUUUAUUAACCUCCAUUUUGUGCCAGUUUAUGAAUUACUUGGGGAAGUGCAGGAGCCUUUUUCUUAAUUUUUCCUUCUGUAUGUGAGGUUUCUGUUGCCAUAUGUUAAUGAAAAGGGUGUUUGAUCUUCUGCCUUACUACACAGUGACAGUAUACAAAGAGUAACACAUCUUGGGGUCAGGCUUUCAUCGAUGACUGUGUCCACUAUGGAUCACCAAGCCAAAGGCACGGAUGGCCACAAGUGCCUUUCUAUUAUUUUUACUGGAUCUCAAAUUGAAGCUUUGACACAAUAGCCACCUGGUAGAGAGAAGGUUGGUUGGUUUUGUUCGAGCUUGGUUGUCUUUUGAAAUUUUCCUGGGCAGUAUACCUGGAGCAACUACACACUGGUGUCAGUUUCAGAUUGCCAACAUCUACUUCAAUAAUCCUAAUGCCAAUGAGCAAAAAUGCUGAAAUGUGCAUGCUCACCAUAGCCAAAAUAUUUGUUAUUUAAUGGUAUGAAUUUAAAUGAGGACAUCAGUGGGUUAGGUACAAGAUUUAUUAUGCGAUAAUUUAUCUAGUAAUUAUUAAUACAGAGUGGUUAGAAUUAGUUACAAAGUACUAAUAUUUCAUUCCUUUAUUUUGUGCAUGUGUGUGCGUUUAUCAAAAUGAGGGAUUUUAUUGGGGACUCUUUCUUGGCCCAUUUUGGCCAUGCGGCAUCAUUGGGAAUGACCAUGUCAACAGAGUUGGGAAGUAGAGUUAAGAUCCAUUUGCUGUGCUCAAAAUUAUGUGCCUUGUUCAUAUUCACUGAAAAAAAAAUCCCUUAGAAAACCAGUAUGGUAUUUCUAUUUUCUAUAUCGACCUUCCUGAGAGUUUCAUAACCUAAAACCAGUUUAAACCAGAUUCCGGGCAGCUCUGACAUGUGCAUUACGUACUAGCUGCAGAGAGAUUUUAAGUAAUUUCAUAUGCUUCUUUCAUCUACCAUGGAGAAUUGUUUUUAUUUUUGAGGUGGAUUUGACUCAUGGUCACGGGUGGAUGGUGCUUCAAUGUGUUUGUUUACUCAUCCCAGGAAGCAUGACAGUUUUUGGUUAAGUACUCGCAACUAUGGAUAUUAGGUUGCAACAAAAAUGUCUCUGUUCCUGCUUUCUAUGAAACCGUUGGUCCCAUAAGCAUGUGUGAGGACACUCACCACUGCACUUCCCCAAUGUUUUGAUCUUUGAAGUAGCUACUUGGAAAUGUGCAAGAUUAGCAGAGGUAAUUUUUUCCUUUUCGUGAUGGGGAGAGAUACCCAUUCAGUUUCUGCUGCUUUCACUCUACCUCCAGUUGCCAUACAAAGUAAUCUAAGCCUGCAGCCCAGGCUCAUUACACAUCCGCGUCACUGUUUUAAUGUAUUUUUUUUCUGUAUCACUUAAAAAAAAAAAAGGAACUAGUAAAUCAACAAACUGUACAAAUCUACUUUGUGGCAUCUUUAUCAACCAAUUUAAUGUUUUCUUUCCACUUUAAUGGACGAUAUGUAAUGGUAAUCACAUUUUCUGUGAUAAAUGAUCAAAUAGAUAUAUUUUUAAAUGAUUCAGGCCAAGUCAACCAUCAAAACAAACCAAGGAUAAGCAUCCUAAUGUUAGUUCUCAACCUAAAUUAUACAUUUUUGAUUUCCAAAAGGGCAUGUUCCAUUUCGAAACUAAUGACCUCCAAUAAGAUAACCAGUAUACUUACUACUUGCAUCAGAAGUGGAAAACUGGGUCAAAUUGAAUCGUACUGCUAAUGUAUCAUCUAAAUGAGUUAGAAUACGAGCCAAAUAUACAAAGCAUUAUCUCAGUCCACCAUUAAAGUGCAAAUGGAACACCUCUGUUUAUGCUAGUCUGAUCUAAUGGACAUAAAAGGGCAGAUUUGGAAUUGCAUUUGUAGUGAAUGGUAGCUCUAGUUUGUCAGGUUCAACAUAAACUUUUGUUUUGAGAGGGAAAAUGUUCCUUUUGUGCCUUAUUAGUCAAAUCUUUCUUUUAGCCCUGUAUAUUUCCCCAACAGCUACCUGAAAAUGACGUAAAGAAUAUAGUUGCAGCUUUUUAACCUGCGUUUGCAUGAAGUUUGUAAACAAAACCUAUGAUUUAACAUCAAUCAUAAACACGGUUUUUAAUCCUGCUGGUGUUCUUUCCAUAAAUUCCUCACACACCAAAAUGUCAUAAAUAUUCCUUUCUAGCCACCUUCCAGUUAUUAGUUUACAUUUUCGUAUAAUAAAGCCAUCCUGAUGAUUAUUAUUGUGCUAUCUUUGUCAGCAAGAUAAUGCAUGAAUUAACAAAAGUUGUGGCAGUAUUGUAAUUUGCAAGGUUACCCCACAUCUCAACAUUUGAAUAUAAUCCCAUGUAUGUCAUAUAAAAAAAAACAUCUGAGAAGUAGAUGGAACCAUUGAGUUAUGUUUCUAAAAUAAAUUUUAAGGUAAAUUCUUUAAUCUCAUUUUGAAUUAAAUCUGUAAAUAGUACUGAGGGUUGUGUUACACCACUGAUUCCACUUGUAAUAUCUGUAACGUAAAAGCAACGUUCUCUCAUCAGUGGAUGCCUAGAUACUGGUAAAUAUCUAUUGGAGGUUAAAUGACCUUAAUUUGCCAUUUUAACAUAAUAUAGCAAUGUGGGAAUUAAAUACAAUUUCAAAACUUUUUUUUGAAUACACAAUGUUGGGAAGAGCAAAUGUGUCUGGUGUAAUAGUGCCCAACUUAGUGCUGAAAUGGUCACCCAUCGCAAUUUGAUUGCCAUCAACACAGACACAGGAGGGGCAAAAUGGAGGAUUUAUGAAGAGCUAUGCUCAGUGCAAUAGGGUUUUUUCAGGUCGCACAAUAGCAGUAUCUACUGAACCUAAGUACAAUACUUUUAAAACUCUUCAUAGUUUUGAUUUAAUGACCACUUAAAAUACAUGAAUUUAUUUGAAUGUAUUAAAUAGCCUAUGAUGCUAAUUUUGUUUACACAAAGUUGAAACCAAUAAUCAUUUGUUUUAAAAGACUGCAAUAAGUAUGUUGCAAUGUCUUGUCAAAAGAGGAACACAUCCUCUCUGACACUUUCCCGUGCCAUUCACCUUCCUUCUGUUUUAUUUGUUAUUUGACAGGAAAUAUGUAUUAUUAUGCAAAAAAAAUCCUUUUUGGUUUCCAACAUUGCAAUGAAAACAGUUUUAUCAUUUGAAAUACAGUUCCCUGUUGGUCUUAAAGAAGUUUCAAAUAAAACAAGACAUUAAAAUGUUUAUCUGGAUGGAUGUGCUGUAUCUUCCUGAAUAUUUGCCUUCAAAAUAUUUUACUGAUAAAUAAUGAAAUGUU